Messenger RNA from Andrographis paniculata, 1505 nucleotides. RefSeq lists its product as uncharacterized. Lineage: Eukaryota; Viridiplantae; Streptophyta; Magnoliopsida; Lamiales; Acanthaceae. Bases 185 to 1399 code for a protein of 404 amino acids. The record is from RefSeq and is a predicted model, not a curated record. The transcript has 7 exons.
CCCACCCCCCCCAGCAGCAAGAUUCGCAUGAUCAAAAGGCUCCACUUUUGAACAGCAAUCAGUGAGAUAUACUGAUAUACAUAUAUAUAUGUAUGUAUAUGUACAUCUGUAAAACAAAGUUUGUAUUUUUGGUUCUUGUCCAAACCAAUCUCUUUCCUUUCCUUUCCUUGUCUUUUCUCGGAGAAUGAUCGCGCAUGGUUUUCAAGAUCGGAGAUCGGGCCUCAGGGCCCGACACAUAAUAAGCCCAGAUUCUUCUGUGAUUUUCACCGCUGAUUCCAACCAUUUGGCAGGUCAUCAAUUGUCUGAUGAAGUACUGCUGCAAAGUGGUCCAGAUCCAAUUCCAGUUCCAGUUACAAACAAAUCCUCAUUACCACCUAAAGACAGCAGUGAGGAUGAAAGUGUAGCCUCGGAUUCUGCAAGAACCUCAUUCUCUCGAGCCCUCAAAGAGUGUCAAGACAGAAGGUUAUUGAGAUCUGGAUUCAUGAACAAACAAUCCUCUGCAACCCUGUCCGGAAUCAUAGGAUUUCCGAGCCCCGGCACGCCGGAUUAUCAUCGGAACAUCAAUGUUUCUGCGAAAGUGCUGCUGCCUUACAAUAAUGGGAAGGCUUUGCCGUCGAAAUGGGAAGAUGCCGAAAGGUGGAUUAGUAGCCCUGCAUCCAGACAUGGUUCUGCUGUUAGAACUUCUUUCCAACAAAGGCUGUCUAAAUCCAAGAGCGGCCCUCUCGGAGCUCCCGGGGCAACACCAAAUUCUGUUGUCGAUGGUUGCAAGAAAAGUUUGGAUUAUGUUGUAGGAAUCGAGCCUUCCAUCGCGAGGUCAAUUAGCGUACACGGAUGUUCUGUAAUGAUGCGGCGCCAGUCAUCCUUGCCGGUGCAUCAAGAUGAUGAUGUAUCGAGAAAGGACUGUGCGACACAAGUGAGUCCGGGGAGACAGCCAUCGAUCUCUUUACCAAUCGAACCCAUUGUUGAAAUGCAGAGCAUUGAUUCCUCAAAACCUGUAAUCAAGGAUGUUCCCGUCGACGAAAGGGUUACGGUGACAAGGUGGUCGAAAAAGGAUGCUGACUGGAAAAGACAACCUGUGGAGGCUCCGGCAAAGACAAGAAUUUCAAAGAUUCAAAAGGAAGAAGCAAAAAUUUGUGCUUGGGAAAAUCUGCAGAGAGCAAAAGCAGAGGCGGCCUUAAAAAAACUUGAGAGGAAGCUGGAGAAGAAGAGAUCAUCAUCAAUGGAGAAAAUAAUGAACAAACUGAGAUCUGCACAAAAGAAGGCCCAAGAAAUGCGCGGCGCUGUAAUUAAUAUCGACGACGGCGACGAUAAUAAGGCUCGUCAAACUGCAAGAACAUUGGAGAAAGAAUGGUCCUUGCAAAAGACUCGGAUCGGCUGCUUUAUGUGGAAUCCAUUUUAGAGUGUAGACAAGUUUAUAAAUAUUUGAGCUUUUUGUCUGUAUAUCAAAAAGGCCUAAAAACCAUCGAUUCGAUUCUGGUUGAGAUUGAGUUUAAGGUUUAAGUGAA